Molecule: messenger RNA, 5391 nt
Organism: Scylla paramamosain (green mud crab)
Lineage: Eukaryota; Metazoa; Arthropoda; Malacostraca; Decapoda; Portunidae
Gene: GluProRS
Product: bifunctional glutamate/proline--tRNA ligase-like
Exons: 6
Coding region: 104-4981 (1625 amino acids)
Biological process (GO): glutamyl-tRNA aminoacylation; prolyl-tRNA aminoacylation; translation
Cellular component (GO): cytoplasm; aminoacyl-tRNA synthetase multienzyme complex
Molecular function (GO): ATP binding; glutamate-tRNA ligase activity; proline-tRNA ligase activity
Source: RefSeq, a predicted model, not a curated record
AUAAAUACUGAUACGCUCGUCGCCCUGCAGGCACCUCGGGACCUAGACCGAGACUCAAAGUGAAGGUGUGGACUGUGGGGUCGGCUUCCACUAGACCUGUACUAUGAAGGUGAUUGCUUCCAAAAACGAUCCUCCCCUUGGGGCGGUGCUGACGUGCUCUCGGGCAGGAGUGACAGUGGAGUGGGGCAAGGAGACCUGUCUGGCCCUCACUGACUCCUUCUCCAUCACCUCUUCCCACUGCAUCUCCCGCCAUGUGGCCCGGGUCAACCCCUCCCUCGACCUGUACCCCUCCCAUAUCCUGCACCGCACGGAGGUUGACCACUGGCUGUCCACCGCAUCUGGCCCCCUGUCCUGUGGCGGGGACAUCGUGGCCACCCUGGAGCAGCUCAACAAGGCCCUCGCUCCCUCGCCUGUGCUGGUGGGGCAGAAGAUCACCGUUGCGGACCUGGAGGUGUUCGCUGCUCUCUAUAGGAAUGGAUCCUGGCAAGCGUUGGUAAAGAGUGGCGGUGCUCCCACACACACCCUACGCUGGUACAACUACAUUCAGACCCAGGUGAAUGACAUCCUGGCAGUUCUUCCUAGCGAUGUGCAGAAGGCCCUGACCUCCUCGCAGGCUGUCUCUUCCCCUGAGAAGGUUGGAGGCACCGCUAAGAAGCCUGAGGAGGGAGGCAAGUUUGUGGAGCUGCCUGGUGCCAAGAUGGGUGAGGUGGUUGUGAGGUUCCCCCCAGAAGCCAGUGGGUACUUGCACAUUGGUCACGCCAAGGCUGCACUCCUCAACCAGUACUAUCAGCUGGCAUUUAAGGGAAAGCUGAUCAUGAGGUUUGAUGAUACAAACCCUGCCAAGGAAGAUGCAGAGUUUGAGCGAGUCAUCCUGGAGGACCUGGAGCUGCUGCAGAUCAAGCCGGAUGUGUUCACCCACACCUCAGAUCACUUUGACCGCCUGCUACAGCUGUGUGAGCAGCUACUGGACCGUGGACUGGCUUACUGCGAUGACACAGAUGCUGAGACCAUGAAGAAGGAGCGCGAGGAGCGGAAGGAGAGCAGGAACCGCAACAACUCUGUGGAGAAGAACCGUGCCAUGUGGGAGGAGAUGAAGAAGGGAACAGAGAAGGGCCUGGCGUGCUGUGUGCGUGCCAAGAUUGACAUGAACAGUGACAAUGGCUGCAUGAGGGACCCCACCAUCUACCGGUGCAAGAAUGAGCCCCACGUGCGCACUGGCACUAAGUACAGGGUGUACCCCACCUAUGACUUCGCCUGCCCUGUGGUGGACAGUGUGGAGGGCGUCACCCAUGCCCUGCGUACCACCGAGUACCAUGACCGUGAUGACCAGUACUUCUGGUUCAUUGACAAGUUGGGGCUGCGGCCACUGCACAUCUACGAGUACUCGCGUCUCAACAUGAACAACACAGUGCUGUCCAAGCGCAAACUGACCUGGUUUGUUUCGGAGGGCCUGGUGGAUGGCUGGGAUGACCCGCGCUUCCCCACGGUGCGUGGCGUGCUGCGCCGCGGUCUCACUGUGGAGGGACUGAAGGACUUCAUCAUAGCACAGGGGUCUUCCCGCUCUGUGGUCAACAUGGAGUGGGACAAGAUCUGGUCCUUCAACAAGAAGGUGAUUGACCGCACUGCCCCACGCCACACGGCCCUGCAGGGCGAUCUGGUGCCCGUGUUGGUGUCUGGGGCCACUGAGCAGGCCACCACGGCCCAGCGGCACCCCAAGGACCCAGCCCUGGGCACCAAGACUGUGUGGGUGGGGCCGCGAGUGCUGGUGGAGGCAGCUGAUGCAGAGCAGCUGCAGGAGGGUCAGAAUGCAACCUUUAUUAACUGGGGCAACAUCCGGAUUAAGAAGCUGCAGCGGCAGGAUGGUCGGGUGGUGGCAGUGGAGGCGGAGGCCAACACUGCUGACACGGACUACAAGAAGACUCUCAAGGUGACCUGGUUGGCGGACAGCCCUCAAAGCCCCGCAACACCCCUUGUCUGCGUCUACUUUGACCACCUCAUCAACAAGAGUGUGCUGGCCAAGGAUGAGGACUUCAAGAGCUUCAUAGGCCAUGAGACCCGCGCUGAGCUGAGCAUGGUGGGUGACCCUGAGUUGCGCCAUGCCAAGGUGGGUGACAUUGUGCAGCUACAGCGCAAGGGAUUCUUCCGUGUGGAUGAGGCAUAUGCACCAGUCAGCCUCAGCUCCUGCAGGGAACGACCCGUGGUGCUCUUCUCCAUCCCUGAUGGCCACUCCAAGGAUGCCCCCACAGCUGCCUCCAUCAAGAAGCUGGCUGGCAUGAGUGCCAAGGAGCGGCACCAAAGUGGCCAGGGAAAGAAGGCUGAGAAGAGCCCCCAGGAGGAAGUGCGGCCUGUGGUUGGGGCUGGGGCUGGGAAUGGGCAGGCCUUACUGGAUGCCAUCAAGGUGCAGGGCGACAAGAUUCGGCAGAUCAAGGCCAGCAAGGCAGACAAGAAUGUGGUGAUGGCUGAGGUGGAUGUCCUCAAGAAGCUGAAGAAGGACUUCCAGGAUGCCACGGGCCUGGAGUGGAAGCCAGACAUUGUGCUGCCUGCUGCUGCCCCUGCUGCUGCUGUCCCAGCUGAGGCCUCCAAGUCGCCAGUAGACAUCCACCGGGAAAUCAAGGCCCAGGGUGACAAGGUGCGGGAGCUAAAGGCGGCCAAGGCAGAGAAGGAUGUGGUGAAGGGCGAGGUGGACACACUGUUGGCCCUUAAGAAGGCCUUUAAGGCAGCCACGGGGCAGGACUGGAAGCCGGAUGUGGAUGUGUCACAGCUGAGUGGCUCCUCACCCGCCUCCUCACCUGCCACCUUCUCCCCCUCCUCUACCCCCUCCUCCUCAGGGAAGGGCUCCAGCACAGCCCUGGACUUGCACCAGCAGAUCAAGGCUCAGGGUGACACUGUGAGGGCCCUCAAGGCUGAGAAGGCUGACAAGGACAAGAUCAAGCAGGCUGUGGAUGCCCUGCUGGCACUCAAGGGUCAGUUCAAGGCUGCCACUGGCAUUGACUGGAAGCCAGACAUUGACAUGUCACAGUUCAGUGGCCAGGCCUCCCCUGCCACAUCUGCCUCACCUGCUACCCCUGCCUCCCCUGCCUCAGGGAAGGGCUCCAAUGCCGCCCUGGACCUUCACCAGCAGAUCAAGGCUCAGGGUGAUGUAGUGCGGGCCCUCAAGUCUGAGAAGGCUGACAAGGACAAGAUCAAGCAGGCAGUUGAUGCCCUGCUAGCACUCAAGGGGCAGUUCAAGGCUGCCACCAGCAUUGACUGGAAGCCAGACAUUGAUGUAUCACAGUUCUCUGAGGCUGCCAGCAAUGGAAGUGGCGGCAACGUGCCAGUCACUGCUGCAGCCAAGGCCAGCCCUGCCAAGCCUGCUUCUGCUAGGGCCAGCCCUGCCAAGACCAGCGCUGCCAAGACCAGCCCUGCCAAGACCACCCCCACCAAGACCACCCCUGCCAAGGCAGCCAAGGCAGAAGAGGGUGGCAGCAAGAAGCAGACCCGCCUGGGUCUGGAGGCAAGAAAGGAGGAAAACCUGGCAGACUGGUACUCACAGGUGAUCACCAAGGCGGAAAUGAUAGAGUACUACAAUGUGUCAGGCUGCUACAUCCUGCGGCCAUGGGCUUUCUCCAUCUGGGACUCCAUCAGGACCUUCCUGGAUGGCAAGAUCAAGGAGUUGGGUGUGGAGAACACCUACUUUCCACUCUUUGUGUCCCGCGAGGCCCUGGAGCGGGAGAAGACCCACAUCAGCGACUUCUCCCCUGAGGUGGCCUGGGUCACCCGCUCCGGCUCCAGUGAGAUGGCUGAACCGGUGGCCAUCCGGCCCACCUCAGAGACGGUCAUGUACCCAGCGGUGGCCAAGUGGGUGCAGUCCCACCGUGACCUCCCCAUGCGGCUCAACCAGUGGAACAAUGUGGUGCGGUGGGAGUUCAAGCAGCCCACGCCGUUCCUCCGCACCAGGGAGUUCCUGUGGCAGGAGGGCCACACAGCCUUUGCCACACAGGCUGAGGCGGUGCAGGAGGUGCACCAGGUGCUGGAGCUGUACGCGCAGGUGUAUGAGGAGCUGCUGGCUGUGCCUGUGGUGCGUGGCCGCAAGACAGAGAAGGAGAAGUUUGCUGGUGCAGACUUCACCACCACCACAGAGGCCUUCAUCUCGGCCAGUGGGCGCGGCAUCCAGGGUGCCACCUCCCACCACCUCGGCCAGAACUUCUCCAAGAUGUUUGAAAUCGUGUUUGAGGACCCGGAGACCAAGGAGAAACGGUAUGUGUUCCAGAACAGCUGGGGCCUCACCACCCGCACGGUGGGCGUGAUGGUGAUGGUGCAUGGUGACAACAAGGGCCUGGUGCUGCCGCCGCGUGUGGCCAGCGUGCAGGCUGUCAUCAUGCCCGUUGGCAUCACUGCCAAGACCACUGAGGCGGAGAAGGCUGCACUUUACCAGGCCUGCCAGGAUCUAGAAGGGGAACUGCAGGCUGGUGGGGUGCGGGCACGGCGUGACCUGCGGGACAAUGUGACACCUGCCUGGAAGUUCAACCACUGGGAACUGAAGGGUGUGCCCCUCAGGCUGGAGCUUGGCCCCAGGGAGGUGGCUGCUGGCCAGGUGUUUGUGGUGCGCCGUGACACUGGGGAGAAGCUGGCUGUGCCCCGGGCCGGAGUGGCGGCAGCCAUCUCUGCCAUUCUGGAGGACGUUCACCGGGACAUGUUUGGUCGCGCCCAUAAGGACCUGAAGGAACACAUGGCCAAAGUCCACAGCUGGGCAGAGUUCACUUCCAGCUUGGAUGGUGGCAAUAUGCUACUGGCGCCCUUCUGUGGCCAGGAGGAGUGCGAGGAUGUCAUCAAGAAGGAGUCGGCCCGGGAGGAGGCAGUCGAGCCAGGCGCCCCGGCCAUGGGAGCUAAGAGCCUGUGCAUUCCCUUUGACCAGCCUGGCCCCGUGGACAGCCUGGCUUGCAUACAUCCCGCCUGCAAGACCAAGCCACAAUUCUACACACUGUUUGGCCGGUCCUACUAGCCAGGCUACUAGCCUGGUGUCACCCCAUCCCCCCUGGGAUUGGGCCCCCAGCCCAGUCAUGGCAGAUUAAGUGACUCCAUUAAUUUAGUGUCACCACAGCAGGAGGGUUUUGUGGUACUGUGCUGUGGCUCAGGAUGUGACGAUCAGGCCAUGGGAGGUGGCAGGCCUGGCAGGGUGUGUUAGUGGCUGGGGUGACAAACAGUGCUGUGCCACACCAGAGAUAGGGAUGGCUGGCACUGGUGUAGUGUCAGGAGGUGACCUCUUGUAUUUAUUUCUUUGGGAGAAAUAUUUUAUUGUGUUCAACUACUGCAUUGGUCACACACACACACACACACACACACACACACACACACACACACACACACACACACACACACACACACACACACACACACACACACACACACUCA